GACAAAAGACCGAACGAAGGAGAUUGGCAACGAGAACAAACCCCCAUCAAAUACAAAACCAACUUUCCUUUCAUCCUACGCCAUCAAAUUACCCACUAAUAACUCAAGAUUCUUCCUUUCUCCUUCUCCUUCUUCUUCUGAUUCAUCUCACUCUCUCUGAAAAUCUCAAUCAAUGGAUCCACUUGUUUCCUAGAGUGAGAGAGAGUGUGAGUGUGUUUGUGAGUCAGGAGAGAGAAUUUUUGGGUACUAGUUUUUGGUGCUCAUUCUUCCACUUUGUCAGAUUAGGGUUUUCUUUCUUUCUUUCUUUCUUUCUUUUUUUAAUAUCAAUUUUCUACAGACAAAUCUUUCAGUCCCCAGAAUUCCCUUCACAUGAGGUGAAAUUUUCCAUGGAGCGAUUGCUGCUUCAAUUUGCAGAUUAAGGGAAGAUUGCUUUUCUUAUGGUGAACAUUUGUAAAGUUGGACUCUCGAUUACCGGUGGAUAUGGGAGCUUCUUCACGUGAUUCUUUUAAGUGAUUGUGAAGUGUGAAAGACAGUCUUAAAUUCAUUUGCCGGUGGGUAUAUUCUCUUUUUUACUGCCACUUUAAUUCUAAACCAUUUGGGGUUCGUGGGUAGUUUGAGAAAUUGGGAGAAUGGAGCAUCGUCAGAUUUUUGGUCGUGGUUCUUCUCAUGGUCCAGCUGAGGAAGAUGAUGUUGAAGAGUUUCGAAGUUGUUGUGAAGAUCACGAAGUGUGGAAAGAGACUGAAGAUGCAGUAGAAGAAGAGUCUGAGGAGGAUCUUGAUGAGUUUUCGGUGAAAAUGUUCUUUAAGGGCGUUUCAAUAGCUGAGAUUGGGGACCCUGCUUCUGGUCUUUCUGGUAUUGGAGUAUUCAUGGAAAAAUCAGGGAAAAUCCCUUUUGUUCAGGUCCAGAAAAAACUUGAUUUUUAUGUUGACGAGUUAGUUGCUGAUUAUUUAGCUCUAAUGGAUGGUCUGGUGGAGGCCAUGCAGAAUGAUGUCCGCUGUAUUCGAGCUUUCACCGACUCUGAUCUGUUAUAUAAACAGAUAACAAAUGAAGAGGAGCCUGAAAUUCCACUUCUUGUAGCUCUGAAAGAAAGGAUUCUGGAACAUGCUAGCAAUUUUGAAUCCUUUUCCCUGAUUCUUUCUUCAAGUGCUGAUCUUGAGCAGCCAUUUCAUCUUGCAAAAGUGGCUAUUGGGGUUCUUUCUUGUCCGCAAAAAGGAGAUAAAUCAGUUGAAAAUUGUUCUAUUUGUUGUGACAAUAAACCAUCUGCUAUGAUGGUUGCAUUGAAGUGUUGUCACAAGUUCUGCUCGCAAUGUCUGAAGACUUAUGUUGAUGGAAAAGUAGAUGCAUCUCAAGUUCCUAUCAGAUGCCCUCAGUUGAGAUGCAAAUAUUACAUCACAAGCAAUGAGUUUAAAUCGUUUCUUCCCCUGACUUUAUACGAAUUGUUAGAGAAUACCUUAGCAGAAGCAAAUAUUCAUGCGGAUAGAAUUUACUGCCCUUUUCCAAAUUGCUCUGUCUUGUUAGACCCCAGCGAAUGUUUGUCAGCUAGGGCAAGUUCAUCAAGUCAAUCAGAUAAUAGCUGCAUUGAGUGUCCAGUUUGUCAGAGAUUUAUCUGUGUUGAAUGUCAAGUUCCUUGGCAUUCAUCAGUGAGCUGCGAAGAAUUUCAGAACAUCCCAUUAGAGGAGAGAGACACUGCAGAUAUCACCUUACAUCGUCUUGCACAAAACAAAAGGUGGAGGCGUUGUCAGGAGUGUCAUAGGAUGAUUGAAUUAACUCAGGGUUGCUUUCAUAUGACAUGCUGGUGUGGGCAUGAAUUCUGCUAUUCUUGUGGUGUUGAGUAUCAAGAUGGGCAACAGACCUGCCAAUGUGCCUUUUGGGACGAAGACAAUUCCGAGAACCUGGUCACCCACUCCGUCCAAGAAUCUGAGCAGUGGGCAUGGGAGACUUUUAAUUCCCUCCCCAUGAUAAUGGAUGCAUACUCAGAGCAAGAGAGGUCACAAUUGGCACUAAUUCAACGAUUCCUCGCUGGGGGAUUUAGUCUGAGCGACCACCAACCAUAUCAGUCUCCACCACGAUGUACAGACUCUUAUGUCGACACUAUGAAGGACAUACACCAGCUUCCUUGGCUCGAGAGGUUUGUUUCUGUUAUAAGCGAUAGCUACUACGAAGAUUAUGUACAAUGAUAUCGAUUCUUAGGUGUCUUACUGAAGUUGACAAAAUAAAAGGGAGGUAAGAAGAGUUUCUUACUCUAGCUUUCCUCCCUCAUUUACACCGCACAGCUUGGCGUUUCUGUCCGUAGUUAAGCUCUCUUUAUCUACUGAAUCAUGCUGGAAUUUAUGAUGUGACCCUCCCUCAAAGGUCCUCCUUGCAUUAGAUUAGAAUGGAGGAAUCUUAUGCAAGAAUGUCAGCUUUCUUUCUAUCCUCUUUCAAAGAAUUGUUUGAAGAAAAAAAAAAAGGAAAAGAAAAGAAAAAAAAAAAGAAAAGAAAAAAAGAAGAAAAAAGAGAAAGGAAAAGACCGAAAGGAAUAGACAAGAAUUUAAUGAUGUCAAUCAAUGAAAAUGAAAUUUGUCUGCA
Messenger RNA from Cucumis melo (muskmelon), 2568 nucleotides. Its product is annotated as E3 ubiquitin-protein ligase RSL1. The coding region runs from base 630 to 2177 and encodes 515 amino acids. Lineage: Eukaryota; Viridiplantae; Streptophyta; Magnoliopsida; Cucurbitales; Cucurbitaceae. Gene Ontology annotation, molecular function: nucleic acid binding; ubiquitin conjugating enzyme binding; zinc ion binding. Gene Ontology annotation, biological process: positive regulation of proteasomal ubiquitin-dependent protein catabolic process; protein polyubiquitination; ubiquitin-dependent protein catabolic process. The record is from RefSeq and is a predicted model, not a curated record. Gene Ontology annotation, cellular component: cytoplasm; ubiquitin ligase complex. The transcript has 4 exons.